Messenger RNA from Podarcis lilfordi (Lilford's wall lizard), 490 nucleotides. The record is from the annotation of a GenBank genome assembly. NCBI's taxonomy places the organism in Eukaryota, Metazoa, Chordata, Lepidosauria, Squamata, Lacertidae.
CAUCAGAGGAAACUGUUUCUCUUAUUACACACCAUGAAGCUCCCCUUUCUUUUUCUUUCCUUAUUAACAGCUCCACUGUGUGAGUAUCUACCAGGUAAAUGUGAAGAAUGAAAUGUAUUGGAAUUGUAUGUCGGUCAUUAACAAAAAUCCUUUGUCAUUGAUUUUAGAUGUUCGCUCCAGUGUUCAGCUCAUGGAAUCUGGGCCAAGAACAGCAACGCCUGGAGGAUCCUUCAGGCUAACCUGCACUAUUAGUGGUUAUUCUGUUAGCAGCAGCUUGUGGGACUGGAUCCGCCAAUCUCCAGGGAAAGGACUGGAAUGGCUUGGAGAAAUAGAUUGGGAUGGCUCUAAAUGGCGAAUAGACUAUGCCCCAUCUCUUCAAGGACGGAUCACACUCUCUGCAGAUGCCUCCAGCAAUGAGUAUUACCUUGAACUGAGGUCCCUGACAGCUGCAGACACAGCCACAUAUUACUGUGCCCGAAGACCACAGUGA